AAUAUACACUCACACGUCCGUGUCUCUAAAUAGCAGUAAAUAUAUAUACCAUAGACUGAUGCUGUUUGAAAAAUAAUACAAAGUAAAUAUCAACUUGGAAUGGGAAGUAAAGUUUUUGAACCCCCAGAAUAGUACAAACUGAAUUGUGAUAGGUAAUAGAUCGACACUACUUGGGCAAAAUCCUUCAUACGCAUCUGGAAAGUGCAAUGCUAGUCCAUUCUCAUAAAAACUUUGAAUGUUCAAAAUAUUACUCCCUGGUUUAAGGCCUAAGGAAGUUUGUACUAGUCUCUCUUGAACAGUGCAAGAGUUCACUUUGCAGCCGGGUAAUGGAUAUUCUCUUUUAAUCCUAAGAGAAAUAUCAACCUAUUUUUCCCAAUGUUUAAUGUAGCAAUUAAUGGCAAGGCUACUAACCAAUUCCACAUUUCCGCUGGUCAUAAGUCAUUUUCACCAAGGAAAUUUAGGGGCUGCAGACUUUUCAAACCUAUGGAAAUAAGAAUUUCUCUCAUUUGUGUAGUUUCUGCAGCUUGUGAUAAGUUUGUGUAGCAUUUUUUUCCAUAGAUGGACUUGGCUGUGGAAAUUGGAGUAACAAAGUCCUUCCCUCUUUCUGAAUUUUCCACUAUAAAUGGGCAAGCUUUCCUGCCAUUUCAGCCAUAGCGCAAUUUGUCUUUCUUUGCCAUGGGUUGCACAAAACCACAUUCUACUCUUACCAUAAUUCUGCUGGGGGUACUUAUAUUGGCUACCUCAGAUUUCACAGGUGCACAAACAGGAGUGUGUUAUGGAACAAAUGGGAAUGGAUUACCUUCUCCAGCAGAUGUCGUGGCUCUAUGCAAGCAGAAGAAUAUCCAAAGAAUGAGAAUCUACGAUCCUCGCCAGUCCACUCUCCAAGCCCUCAGCGGCUCCAAUAUUGAACUCAUGUUAGGUGUGCCAAACCCUGACCUUCAGAAUAUUGCUUCUAGCCAAGGCAAUGCAAAUACCUGGGUCCAAAACAACGUUAGGAACUAUGGUAAUGUCAGGUUCAGGUAUAUAGCAGUUGGAAAUGAAAUAAGUCCGCUAAAUGGCAACUCCCAAUAUGUACCUUUCUUGCUCAAUGCCAUGAAAAACAUUCAAAAUGCAAUUUCUGGUGCUGGUCUUGGAAACCAGAUUAAAGUUUCCACUGCUAUUGAAACUGGACUUACAACUGACACUUUUCCUCCAUCAAGAGGCAAAUUUAGAGAUGAUGUUCGACGAUUUAUUGAUCCCAUCAUCAGCUUCCUAGUAGCCAACCACUCACCUUUGCUUGUCAACAUUUAUCCUUAUUUUUCAAAAGCAAGCAAUCAAGACAUUAAGCUUGAGUACGCGCUAUUUACAUCACCUGGAGUUGUUGUCAAUGAUAAUGGAAAAGGAUACCAAAACCUGUUUGAUGCCCUCUUAGAUGCCACAUACUCGGCCCUUGAAAAGGCCGGUGGCUCGUCUUUAGAAAUCGUUGUAUCAGAGAGUGGUUGGCCUUCAGCUGGAGCAGGGCAAUUGACCUCCAUUGACAAUGCCAGGACUUAUAACAACAACUUGAUAAGGCAUGUCAAAGGAGGGAGUCCUAAAAGGCCCUCCAGGCCAAUAGAGACUUAUAUUUUUGCAUUGUUUAAUGAGGAUCAGAAGAGCCCUGAAUUUGAGAAGCAUUUUGGACUAUUUACACCGAACAGGCAGCCAAAGUACCCAAUCAACUUUAACUAGUUGGAGAAAGCAAGAGAAUUAAGGGAAUAACAACUGUUUUCUUUAAAUAAAUGUAAUUAAAUAAGGGUUGCCCAGCUUCAGCAGAAAGCAACUCAUUUGUAUUAUGUACCCAGACCUAUAUGCUUCUAUGGAAGGCACUUAUCUCAGUAGUCCAUAGUGAUCUUUAGACAUCUAGGUCAGAGCUAAGCAAAACCAGAAUAAAGCUAAUGGGAAAAUCCAAACUGAAUCUCAAUAUACUAAAGAUUAUUAACUU
Nicotiana tabacum (common tobacco) is the source of this 1960-nucleotide messenger RNA. RefSeq names its product glucan endo-1,3-beta-glucosidase, acidic-like. Gene Ontology annotation, biological process: carbohydrate metabolic process. Lineage: Eukaryota; Viridiplantae; Streptophyta; Magnoliopsida; Solanales; Solanaceae. The record is from RefSeq and is a predicted model, not a curated record. Gene Ontology annotation, molecular function: hydrolase activity, hydrolyzing O-glycosyl compounds.